AGGAGAGCGUCUGGAUCAUCUUCUUGUUCUUCUGCUUCUGAGAUAGGGUUCCGUCUGCCGUCGUCGAUAAAGCAACCGCAAUGUCUUUCAGUGGGACUCAGGAUAAGUGCAAGGCGUGCGGGAAGACGGUUCAUUUCAUCGACCUGCUCACCGCCGAUGGAGUGGUUUAUCAUAAGACCUGCUUCAAAUGCAGCCAUUGCAGUGGCACUCUCACUAUGUGUAACUACUCAUCCAUGGACGGUGUGCUCUACUGUAAACCCCAUUUUGAGCAGCUCUUCAAGGAAACGGGCUCCUUCACCAAGAAAUUUCACAGCCCAAGCAAAUCAGCAGAGAAGCUUGAAUUGAACAGAACAGCAAGCAAGGUCUCACAGAUGUUCUCUGGUACACAAGACAAAUGUGCUGUAUGUAAGAAGACAGCUUAUCCUCUAGAGAAGCUGAAUGUGGAGGGAGAAUCAUACCACAAGACCUGCUUCAAGUGCUCUCAUGGCGGAUGCACUCUCACACCAUCAAGCUACGCUGCUCUAAACGGCAUUCUUUACUGCAAACACCAUUUUUCUCAGUUGUUUAUGGAGAAAGGUAACUAUAAGAAUUUGAUUAAAACUGCUUCAAUGAAGGAGGAGGAGGAGGCCAGUGCGGCCAAGGAACCACUCCAAGAUCCCCAACAUACAGAAGAUAGUUAAGCCAUUUUCUAAAUAAUUUCUACUUUUUUUUUCUGUGUUUUGUUGAUUUUUUUUUUCUGUGCAUUCGCGAUCCAUCUGCUCUAUGAUAAAGUCAAAAUUUGCUUUCAAGGAAAACUUAAUUUGUUUUGCUUU
Messenger RNA from Dendrobium catenatum, 812 nucleotides. Its product is annotated as LIM domain-containing protein PLIM2b. The record is from RefSeq and is a predicted model, not a curated record. NCBI's taxonomy places the organism in Eukaryota, Viridiplantae, Streptophyta, Magnoliopsida, Asparagales, Orchidaceae. Gene Ontology annotation, biological process: actin filament bundle assembly. The coding region runs from base 81 to 680 and encodes 199 amino acids. Gene Ontology annotation, molecular function: actin filament binding. Gene Ontology annotation, cellular component: actin cytoskeleton; plasma membrane. The transcript has 5 exons.